CUGGUGAUCGCAGUGACUGCUGGAUCUCUUGAAGAUGAGGUGGCCCCAGUGAAAUGCAGGCAGGACCCCAUGGCCAACUCAGACACCGAGGUCUGCUGGACCAAGCCAGGCCUGAGGAAGGGGUCUCAGAGGCAGCGGCGGCGCUGGGCCUGGGAGGAGGCCGGGAAGGUCACGGAUGGGUCUGGCCUGAGCAGCUGGGAAGUAGAGGGGCCCCUGCCCACUGCUGCCAGCCCGGAGCUCUUGGAUGAUUUCCGCCAUGCCCAGCAGUGUCUGCAGCCUCUGGAGUGGACCCCGGACUUACAGCCCCGUGCAGCCUCUGAUUCCGAACCAGGAGAAUCCACGGGAGAGGAGGUUGAAGCUGAGGAUGUGGACAGCCUAGAAGGUUCCACUGUGCCUCUCCACUGGCUUCCCCAGCAGGAUCCCCACCUGGACACACCUGAAGAGGAGCUAGACAUGCCCCCCGAAACUGUGGAGGUUGAGGAAAUGGGGGACAAUUCCCCAACAUUGGGAUUCGAAGCUGGCUUGAGCUCCGAAGAAGAAAAUAAUGAAAAUAGCUCCAGGACUUUAGAGUGGGGUCAGGAAAGAAACUGGCUGGGCCCUGGCCAACAGAACAAGAGGGACAUGCCUCUAGAACAUUCUGAAGCCCACCCAACUGUGGACCUUAGCCCAACGAGGUCCUGGAGCAGUGGAACCAUGAGCCUCGGACCCCCUUCUGACAGCCUGGGUUCCCCCUGGGAAGGAGAGGCGCCUGGCCCCCGGCCCCCAGUCCUAACAAGAAGUUACUCACAGCAUGCUGGCCACCACCUCCUGAACCAAGUUGACAGCAUUGGAGGAAGUGUCACCGUGGCAACCACCCAGGAAUUCCAGGACUCCCCGACACCCCGCACCCCCAGUCCCCAGGAUCCUGAAGAUAGAUGGGAAACCCAAGUGACGGGUGUCUCCUGCCCUCAGCGUGGGACCCAGGCCUGGAAGCGGACAUGGCUGUCACCUAAGACACUCCCUUCCCGCUUCACUGGCUCCAUCAGCACCCCACAGUCUGUGUCCAGGCCAUCGCCAAGGCAACGAGGUACCCUGGCUGGCCACGCCACCUCCAAAGACGUCCGCAAAUAUGGCCGGGGACAGCUGAAUCACCCACUCCCUGAUUUAUCCAAGGUGGGACCCCGAGUGAAGUUCCCCAAAGAUGAAUGCUACCAGCCCCCCAAGGCCAGGCAGCCUCGGACCCCUGCCAGACCCCCGAUCUUCAAGUCUCCUGCUGAGAUCGUGCGGGAAGUGUUGCUGAGUAAUCGAGAUGCCUCUCCAGGAGAGAAUCCACCUCCCAUCGCCAGGGUCCCCCAAGAAUUUCAGACACCUGAGCAAGCCACCAAACUGGUCCAUCAGCUCCAGGAGGAUUACCACAAGCUCCUCACCAAGUAUGCAGAGGCCGAGAACACCAUUGACCAGCUGCGCCUGGGGGCCAAGGUGAACCUGUACUCGGACCCGCCCAAGCCCAGCCACAGCAUCCACAUGGGGACCGUGUCUCAGGGGACCAAGGUCUUGUCCUUCACCAUCCCGAAGCCACAAUAUUCUGAGAGGUGGCCCAGCCCUUCUGUAUUCCCGCAGGUCUCUGAGGCCGAAGGAGGCUUGAUCACUGGAGGGGACUUGAGCCUCUCCUCAUCCACCAGUGCUCCGACCCCGGAGGGGCUCCCUGGACAGCAGAGCCUCACCAAGGACCAGCCCUCUGCUGAGCAGACCCAGAUUCUGGCUUCUCAGGCCAGGCGUUUCUUGGCCAGGGUGGAGUCCUUUGUAGGCCUGAUGCAAGCAGGAUGUCUCACGCCCCAGGACCAGCACAAGGGCUUCCAGCGGCUAAAGGCAGCCCAUGCGGCCCUGGAGGAGAAAUACCUGCAGGCCUGCAGGGAGCAGCGACAGACCCCACAAUUCGGCGGGCCCAAGGACACCCCUGGGACAUUUGACCCUGGCAGGGAAUUGGAGGCGGAGAUAUUCCAAUUGGGGAUUCGCCUGGAAGAGCUGAAGGACCACCUAGAACAGAACCAGCAGGCUCCCGAGCCACUGGACUUGGCUUCCCCAUUUCUGGAUAGCUCUCCCAGAACACCCCAUCACCACCAGCCCACACAGCCACCCAGUCCUACAGGCCAGACCCCCAGGCCGUCCAUGCAAGCACUCUGCACUGAGCUGGACGCCACCAGCACUGGCCCCCACCAGCCACACCCCAGGAGGGAGACACGUGUGGUCUGCAGCAAGGAGGAUGAAGAAGAAGACCAGAGUCUGGGCAUCCCAGCCCCUUUCAGGCAUAAGGAGAGGCAGGCAGAACAGGACUUCCAAGGCCUCCUGGAGCGGUACCUGAGUGCUAAAUCUCUCCCAGAAGGCUUGAGGACUGAGGAUGAGGAGGAUGAGGUGGAACAAGAGGAGGAUGAAGAGCAGGAGGAUGAGGAGGGGCACAGCUCAGUUCUGGGAACCAUGGAGCCUCGCAGACUCCACUCAGUGCAGACUGGGAGAAGUCACAGGGCUACUAGGGAGAACAUGGAGCAGAUGGCAUCUGUGAACAGACCCGCCUUCCGGGCACCCAGUGCCAGAGACAGGCACCCAUCAGGCCUGGGCAAGGCCGAGGCAGCUGCUCCAGGCCCAGGCAGGCCACCCCACCCUCGGAACUCUAAGGCGGGGGGCUCCCACGAGAGCAGCCUGACCAGCCUGGAAGGAAGCGGCAGCCCUGAGCAGCUUGUGCAGAAAUCUCCGGGCCAAGCAGGAAGGCCUCACCGGGAGGAGCCCUGGAUGGCCUCUCCAGAGACUGACAGCGGCUUUGUGGGCUCGGAGACCAGCCGAGCAUCGCCCCUCACCCAGACCCCAGAGCACCGGCUUGCCCACAUUAGUGCCUCUCUCCCUUCUGGAUCCCCCAGCACUCCAAGGAUAAUGAGAAAGACCACCACCGAACCUGCAGCCUGGGUUGGAGGCUCUCACACUCAGACCACGACUCCCCAGGUUCUCAGAAAAGCCUCUGAGCCCAGCCUAGGCAAGAACCGAGCCCAGAGUCACCUCUCGGCUCAGAAGACCCCACUUCGGGACAGACCACGGAGCUUCUAUCCAGGGAGGGCGUCAUCUGUGGAGACAGUUCCUGGCUCGGAGUUCGAGGAGGGGCACAAAGAAGUUUCGGAGCAGCUCCCUCGAAGUGUGACAAUGAGCCCAGUCCCCAUGCCAGCCCCCACAGCUGUGGCCUGUGGACCAGAAGAGACCACCUCCUCCUUCCUCCUCACCAGGGCAGGCCGAGACAAGGCCAUCCAAGAGCUGCAGGAGGAGGUGUCCCAGCUUCGGGUGCGGUUGGAGGACUCUCUGCAUCGUUCACCCCAGAGCAGCCCUACGCACCCACCAUCCACCUUGGAAUGCCCCACCAGAGUUAGAGACCGGCGAGCAGAUGCCUUACCCAUCCGGGGAACACACUAUGGCAGUAAAUCCACGGAGAGACUGUCUGGGGAACCCACAGACGCAGAGCCAGCUGUCCCCACAGAAAGGCGGCCAACUAGGUCCUCCUCAGUGCCACGGAAGAUGCCCCAGAAGACCCUGAGUUCUGAAUCUGAGCCCAACUCCCCACACCUGCUCUCUAAGAAGAGUAAAAGUCUCAACAAGGAUAGACAAUGGGCAUCUUCUGAUGAUGAAACAAGAGGCGUGGGCAGUGCCAGGAGGUCAGACAGGGUCACCUUCCGAGGCCAGUAUACAGGUCAACAAUACCAUGUCCUGACCCCCAAGACAGCCCUAAAGGGCAGUUCCAGGCCACCCUGUUUGCAUUGCCAGCCACCUGCGUCCCAGGAUACAGGCAGUUUUGUAGCCAAGGACUCAGGAGGGUUAUCUACCCGGGACACCCCACAAUGUCCUCGAUGUUGUCGGCUUGGGAUCUCCCCAGAAGCGGCUAGCUCUGUCUUACCCCCGUCUGGGCCAGAGAAGGCUGCCACAAGGAAAAACCCAGCUGCCGCGGCCAACCCGAAGCAGAAGGGUCAGCGGGCAGUGUCACCUGGCCGGCCAGUCCCUGGAUUGUGGUAUCUGGCUGGUCCCCCCUUGGCCUACGUCUCCUCAGUUCCCGUCCUGCCUUAUCCUUCAGCCACUGUGUACUAUGCACCUCCUGGAUCUACCUCAGCCCGCUUGGCUGCAGAGUGGCCCCCCACAGCCUCAUCCUCAUCCAGGCGGGUCCCUCCCAGGCACUCCAUCCAGCUGGAUUUAGAGGACCUGGAGGAACUCAACCAAGCCCUGAGCCGGGCCGCGGAGGCCGCUGAGAGUGUGCGUUCCACCGCCCGACAGAUGACCCGCUCCCUGUCUGCGGAACUACACCAGGCCCGUGGCCUUCGGGGUUCCUGCCUGUUCUAAGCCACAAGGGCUGAGACAGAGACACGGUUGGCAGGUCUCCUGGGCCAGGAGGGGCCUCUUGGGCCCCACUCAGGACCUCCUUUUGGCUUGAUUCGAGGUUCCCAGAUGAAUGGAUGGUCCUUCUAGGCCUGUGUAUUUUUUAAGUUAUGGACAGAGUUUUAUUUUUUUAGCAUGGACUUUGG
This is a messenger RNA of Suncus etruscus (white-toothed pygmy shrew), 4529 nucleotides long. RefSeq names its product AT-hook transcription factor (gene AKNA). Bases 70 to 4347 code for a protein of 1425 amino acids. The record is from RefSeq and is a predicted model, not a curated record. Gene Ontology annotation, cellular component: centrosome. Gene Ontology annotation, biological process: neuroblast division in subventricular zone; neuroblast delamination; epithelial to mesenchymal transition. The transcript is spliced from 21 exons. NCBI's taxonomy places the organism in Eukaryota, Metazoa, Chordata, Mammalia, Eulipotyphla, Soricidae.